Molecule: messenger RNA, 755 nt
Organism: Galendromus occidentalis (western predatory mite)
Lineage: Eukaryota; Metazoa; Arthropoda; Arachnida; Mesostigmata; Phytoseiidae
Gene: Alg13
Product: Alg13 UDP-N-acetylglucosaminyltransferase subunit
Exons: 2
Coding region: 91-591 (166 amino acids)
Biological process (GO): dolichol-linked oligosaccharide biosynthetic process
Molecular function (GO): hexosyltransferase activity
Source: RefSeq, a predicted model, not a curated record
ACCCGGUGCUCCCCGACAGGCCCGGUUUGCGGGGGCCCUUAAUGUAAACCUGUCUGCGUAGAGUCUUCGAUCCGGAGUGAUUUGAGCACGAUGGCUAAAGCCGGCCUCAGAACAGUUUUCGUGACAGUCGGCACGACACAGUUUGACGAUUUGGUGACGGAGGUGACCAAAUUAGAAACGGUGCAAUUGCUCAGUGGCUGUGGCUACUCGAAGAUAGUGGUACAGUUCGGUUCGGGAACGAUUCCGAAAAUAAAGCAUCGCGCUGUUUCUUUCUUCGAUUUCAAAAGCAGUCUUGAAAACGACAUGAGAGCCGCUGAUUUGAUUAUCAGCCAUGCCGGCGCAGGGAGUAUUCUCGAAGCCGUUCGUCACCGCAAAUCCAAAUUGAUCGUAGUCGUAAACGAAAAACUCUUGGACAACCAUCAGCUGGAAUUGGCUCGCGCCAUGGACUCAAACGGCUACGCUGCGUGCACCACAGUAGAAAAACUCGCCGAAACCAUUCAGCGGGUGCAGGAUGAGGUUUUUGUGCCCUUUCCUGAACAAGACAAGAGCAAGUUCCCAGAGGUGCUCAACAACAUUCUCGGAUGGAGAUAGACCCCGGGCGACAAGAGCUCAACGCGGUCAUUGACUGAUUUUUUCACCGACUCACACCGUCAUCUCCUAGUCGCCUGUGAGGAACAACAUCGGAGGGCUCGCCGGUGCCCGAUUGGCACGCAUGGAUCUGUCAUUGGUGUGUACCAGGGGGUCGCACGGGGACU